AUGACUACUGCUCGACAAUCCUCCAUCACGGUGGCAGUUCGAGUACGGCCGUUUACUCCUGCGGAAGCCAACAAACUCAUACAAAUACCAGGAAAGCCGCUUUUCAUUGGAGAUGGGGCACUUUCUGGAACUCUGGAGAGUACAAAUGCUGAAGAGUCAGCAAAAGCUAACUUGAUUCCACGUGGAAUCAGGAAAAUUGUUGAUGUUGUUGACGACAAGAUGCUCAUUUUCGAUCCUCCAGCAACAAACCCACUCACAUCCAUGCAACGAAAUGCUUUUCCCAACGGCAACAUGAGAGCACGAAUAAGGGACUAUCGGUUUGUUUUCGAUAGUCUCUUCGAUGAAAACUCACUGCAAGAGCAGAUUUACGAGAGCACCACCAAACCUCUCUUGGACAGCAUAUUGGAUGGCUACAACAGCACCGUUUUCGCCUAUGGUGCUACAGGCUGUGGCAAGACGCAUACUAUCUCAGGAUCUCCGUCAAAUCCUGGUGUGAUUUUCCUCACGAUGAAGGAGUUGUACGAAAGAAUCGACUCAUUGGCCGAUACGAGGGUGUUCGAUGUGAGCAUUUCAUUUUUGGAGAUCUACAACGAAACCAUCAGAGACCUACUAGAGCCUGAAACGCCUUCAAAGAAGCUUAUUCUACGAGAAGACUGCAAGAAGCGAAUCACAGUGUCAAACCUACUGUCAAGACUGCCUGCCUCGGUGGAUGAGGUCAUGGACUUGAUUGUCUUGGGCAAUGAAAACAGAACACUGUCCCCUACAGAGGCCAAUGCUGCCUCGCUGCGUUCACACGCUGUGUUACAAAUUAACGUCACUUCUCGGAGUCGUACAGCUUCCCUCGAUCAGGAACACACGUUUGCUACACUUUCUAUAAUUGAUUUGGCUGGAAGUGAGCGGGCCGCUGCUACCAAAAACAGGGGAGCCCGUCUCAACGAGGGUGCCAACAUCAACAAGUCGCUUUUGGCUUUGGGAAACUGUAUUAACGCCUUGUGUGAUCCACGUCGCAAAAAUCAUGUUCCAUAUCGUGAUCUGAAGCUUACCAGACUCUUGAAGUUUUCUUUAGGAGGUAACUGCAAGACUGUCAUGAUCGUCUGCGUAUCACCUCUGUCCCAGCAUUAUGACGAGACUCUCAACACGCUCAAGUAUGCUAAUCGUGCUAAGGAGAUCAAAACAAAGCUUAUACGAAACCGUCAAAACUUGGACCGCCACGUUGGCUCUUACCUCAAGAUGAUCACGGAACAGAAACAAGAGAUCGAGGAACUUAGGGAAAGAGAAUCGAAGGUUAUCGAAAAAACAAUAGCCAAGCACAGCAAAGUGGUCGACAAUUGCAUUUUUGAAGUGCUCAAGAGUAUUGAGACACUCAAAACAAAUAUAAACAAACAGCAUCAGGAGAAAUGGCGCAAGUGCUUUUCGCUUGCAAAACGCAAACUCCUUCUAUUGCAUCAGGAAGAGCUCCAAAUCAUGAUACAGACCUUCAAAAAGUUACGCAUAUCCGACAGAAGAUAUACCCCAUUUCUUGAAAAGUCGAAGCAUCUUCAAAUACAAGCAGAACAGCUUCUACAAAAGAUCGACGAGCAGAUUAUCAACUUAGAAAAGAUCUAUGACCUGCCAUCUGAGUUGGACAACAUUUACUCAAAGACGUAUGAGUUUAAUCUCAAGAAAUUUCAAGAAAUGGAGGGUUGGUCGUCGCAACUCUCGGUCUUGUACGAAGGUAUGGUGGUUACCGCCAAGGAGCAUCUACAAAAAGAUUUGUUGGUUAACUCAUCUAUAUUAUUCGACUAUCUAGUGAGCGAAUUAAGUGAUUUCAACUUCUCAGCACACGGUAUCUGUGAACUUGUGGGAACAUAUCUCAUCCACUGUGAGGAGUCAACUAUGGAUCAAAUGGUUGCGGCCAUUACCAACAUCACCAACAUCAUUGAAGCAUACAACAACUCAGAUUAUGAUAUGGCCAUCGAGAAAGCUACCUCGAGAUUUAUUCAGAUGAAGUUGCAAAGGGAAGAACACGCUGAAGCAGUGCGUUCAAUGAACGGAGCGCCAAAUUUGCAGCCGAGAGAUAAGAGAACGUCAACUUCGCCUCUACGUCUGUCACCCCCGAGAGCACGUAAGAGACCAUCCAAGAACCAUUACGAUGGAGAAGCGGAUAUAAGUAUGGACGAUUCUUUUGUUAAUCGGAGCGCAAUGGAGGAAGACUCCUCUCCACCAGCUAGGAGUCUAAAUGAGCACUCCGUUCUUGAUGAAAUAGACUUCAACCCUACAAUCGAGUCACCGACAGCUCCAAAGACACAGAAUAUUCGGUCUCUCAACAGCGAGGAUGUCUCGCUCCGAGCGCCAUUGCUCAACAAGGAAGCAAGCACCAAAGUUGUUAGGAAAGAGAUGAUUCCUUUGACGAGUGAAGAUCUUCUGAGGGAUGCAAACGUUCACUAG
Candidozyma duobushaemuli is the source of this 2427-nucleotide messenger RNA. RefSeq names its product tubulin-dependent ATPase (gene KIP3). The record is from RefSeq and is a predicted model, not a curated record. The transcript has a single exon. Gene Ontology annotation, molecular function: ATP binding; microtubule binding; microtubule motor activity. Lineage: Eukaryota; Fungi; Ascomycota; Pichiomycetes; Serinales; Metschnikowiaceae. Bases 1 to 2427 code for a protein of 808 amino acids. Gene Ontology annotation, biological process: microtubule-based movement.